GUUAUAAUAAGCAACAGCGCCAGUUGGCCACACUGCAAUACGGUGCGCUUUCCAUCACCGUAUCCCCCUUCCGUUAUCCAAUUUAAUAUUAUCAUACGUCGAGUAUUGUUGAAUCCUGACGCUCUACAGUUACUGUAGCAGAAAAACAUCACACCUGAACAUUAUUUUUCAUUUGUCUAAUCAAUUUUCACCACUCAGCAAUGGACUGCGAAUCAGUGAUCGAGUUUUUGGGUGGAGUUCCUUUGCUACAGAGACUCCCUAGCUCAUCUCUUAAGAAAAUUUCUCAACUUGUCAAAGUUAAAUUCUACGAAAAAGGAGAGCAUGUUGUUCGCGAAGGAGAGAUUGCCGAAGGAGUCUAUUUCAUUUGGGAAGGCGAGGCAGAAGUAUCUGGAUCAGUCCAUGCCGAAGAUGAUGCUCGUCCUGAGUUUCAAUUGAAACGCUAUGAUUACUUUGGUGAUGGUGUUAUCGCUUCUGUUCAGCAAGCCGAUGUCAUUGCUUUGACUAAACUGACCUGCUUAGUCCUGCCUCACGAGCAUUGUGCUUUACUUGUACCGAAAUCAAUGUGGAGUGCUGAUAAGACUCCAGACUCCUGCACCCUUGUCGAGAGUAUAUUGCAUCUGCAUCCAAUUGAAGUGAACAUAUUCCAGGGGAUUACUUUACCAGAUGCCCCAAAAUUUGGAAAGGUCUUUGGAGGACAGUUUGUUGGGCAGGCACUGGCUGCAGCAUCAAAAACUGUUGAUUGCCUUAAAAUUGUUCAUAGCUUGCAUUGUUAUUUUCUUCUUGUUGGAGAUUUCAACAUGCCAAUAUUAUAUGAAGUUGAACGUGUGCGUGAUGGGAAAAGCUUUGCCACUCGAAGAGUUAACGCAAUACAAAAGGGGAAUGUUGUAUUUAUCUUGAUCGCUUCAUUUCAGAAAGAAGAACAAGGGUUUGAACAUCAAGAAGUAACAAUGCCAAAUGUUCCAGAGCCAGAGAUGCUACUGUCAAUGGAGGAGCUUCGUGAGAGACGCUUAACUGAUCCUCGUCUUCCAAGGACCUACCGAAACAAGGUAGCUGCAAAAGAUUUUGUUCCUUGGCCCAUAGAGAUAAGGUUUUGUGAGCCGAACACUAACACCAAUCAGACAAAAUCUCCUCCAAGCUUGAGGUUCUGGUUUAGAGCAAGAGGAAAACUUUCAGAUGACCAGGCUUUGCAUAGAUGUGUAGCGGCAUACAGUUCAGAUCUCAUAUUUCUUCAAGUUAGUAUGAAUCCCCACCGUACUAAGGAUUUGAAAACAGCUAAUGUUAGCCUAGACCAUUCGAUGUGGUUCCACCGGCCAUUUAGAGCUGAUGACUGGAUAUUGUUUGUGAUUACAAGUCCUGCUGCCUCCCAUGCUCGUGGAUUUGUAUCCGGCCAAAUGUUCAGCAGAAAGGGAGAGCAUAUCGUAUCAUUGACUCAAGAGGGUCUUCUUAGGAAAAGUUUUAACCCAAUCCCAGCCGCUGCCUCCAAGCUGUGAAUCUUGGUGCCAGUAAAGCUGGUCAUUGCUGUAAAAUCUCGGUUACAAAAUGAAGGCUACUGAAUUUUUUGUUUGCCUUUCAUUGCUUAUUUUUCAUAGUUCUGAAAGAACUCCUUAUAGCAACUUUCAUUAUAAUAUGUAUUAAUGAUUUAUUUUACCGAGAACAAAAUUCUACAUAGCUUGUAACUUUGAAGGAUUGCCUUCAAAUCUAAUUUAAAAGUUUGGCUACAGAAGGGAUGGAUACCUUUACUUCAAA
Molecule: messenger RNA, 1746 nt
Organism: Ricinus communis (castor bean)
Lineage: Eukaryota; Viridiplantae; Streptophyta; Magnoliopsida; Malpighiales; Euphorbiaceae
Product: acyl-CoA hydrolase 2
Exons: 17
Coding region: 201-1490 (429 amino acids)
Biological process (GO): fatty acid catabolic process; acyl-CoA metabolic process
Molecular function (GO): fatty acyl-CoA hydrolase activity
Source: RefSeq, a predicted model, not a curated record